CGCCGUAAAACACCAACGAGCUUCACGCAUAAAUGAUUUUUUUACUAUGAAUAAAGGAAGAGCUGAUCCAUGGUGUACACUGUACACAUACCCUGAACUGUGAACUUAGUUCAUACUCGCCAACUUAUUCGCCAUGGACGAUCUGCUGGGAAAAAUCACGCAGCAGGCGAUGAACUAUGCGAUCAGGUCUGGAAUCGCCAUAACAAGUGGGUAUGCAGUAGGACAGUGCUCGAGGUUCUUAAAGACCGUCGACAAUAACGAGGAGUUUCACGAACUCCAAGGUCUUCAGAUGCGGCUUGACAGCAAGAUCAGAAUUAUUUCACCAGCAAUUGAUAUGAUUGAGCUGAUCUCGGCUCGCGGCAAUACUUCACUUGAGUCUGCAGUCACUCUGACAAAAGAGUUGCGCUGGGACAUACAGUCUCUUGGGGUCCGUCUUGCCAAAGCUGCGAGUGCUGAAGAAUCGGCUCGCCGCGGAACUGGUCGAUCCAAAUCUGGCCCUGACCACAAGGCUGAAUUGCGCUUCAUUGUUCAGGAUAUCAAGCGAUUGCUCACUCGUAUCGAAGAUGCCGUCCCCUUGAUCAACCUUGCAAUCGCGACAUCUGGGGCCAGUCUUUCCACGACCUUGCCUGCUUCUGUGUCCCCGUCAAGACUCCUUCAAGCGAGCACUUUCCUCACAGCAUGUGAUACACGUUACUCACUAGAUCCCAGCCGUCCGAUACAAGCUGGGCCAACGUUUACACUCUCUGUGUAUAUGUUAUUCGCAGGGCAUUCCAAUAGACCUCAUGACGAAAGGGGUAUACGAGAUAUGGUCUGGAAAGAGACUAUACAUAAGGCAAAGGUCAAAUUAAUGAGGAGCCCCUUGAGUGGUUCGUACGAUGAUAGCGCCCGUUCCGACUUUAGGUCUUCUACUAACGCCAAUGACCUUGGCGAUGGUUCUACCGCGGGGAGUAAUGAGAAUGACGACAGGUCGGAGCUUCAAAUCGCCGGAGAAGGGAAAGCCAAUGAGUAUUCCUAUCGACUCGUUAUCGUUGAAGAUCUGGAUGACAAUCGAGUACAUACCUACGAAGAAAACGAGCCUCAACCCGGUCCAUUUGAAGAUGUAGCCCUUGCAGGUUUAAGAGAGCAUUUUCCGAUACAUCAGAUAUCGAAAAUAUUCUACGCCGACACUGGCAAAAUCCUCAAUAUUGGCAGUGAGGGAGAAGCAAAUAGCCCUGUUCUUCUUUUGAAGCGUGAUGUGAACGCUGUUCCUCCGCGGCGCAUGAUGGAAUCCUCUGAACGUGAUAACCUGUGGGAUGAACCGUUCGAAAGCGUGGAAGGAGAAGGAAGACAGUUAGAGGACUCGAUAUAUGAUGACACCGAAACCGAUCCCGAUGAAUCGCAGCUAGAUAUUGACGAGCAACUUCGCCGAGAAAACUCGGUUUUGGAGCCAAAUGAGCUACCCAAUACAGACGUACACAAGAAACGGGUUUGGGGUUUCCCUCCUAACCUGGACCCCGAAUGGGUAGCUUUCGAAGUUUAUGUAGAGUCCGAUGAUGAAGAAAGCUCAGAUGACGAAGAGGAACCGGGCAGGGGUUCUGCCUACGCUUCAGUUCGCCCAGGCUCCUCACACGAGUCGCCCUCUGAUCCCGAUCUUACAAGAAGUUUGUCGAACCUUGACAUCGGCAGCUCCUCAUCAACCGGUAGUCCUAGUCCACAAAAGCGGCGCUAUUCCCGCCCACCGAAUGCCCCGCAAGCGUAUUCUACGCCUUUCGGGCCAGUUCGCUCCUCACUGUCCCUUCUAGAGAUGCUCGUUCGUCUCACGGCCCUCCAACAAUUCCAGCAAGCCUCUCAUCUCUCCAUCCCGGACGAAUUACUUAACUUCUUCCUCGAAGAGUCAUCUACUACAGGCGCCGGUGGAGAUGUUGAAGAGAGACGCCGAAGGCGCUUUGAAGCUAGACAGAAAGUCGGAUUUGAUCCGUAUGAUGAGAGCCCGAUAAAACACAGGGGAGAAGACUAUCAAUAUGGGUCUCAGCCGUCUAGCCCAGCAAGGCGGGGUGGUCCUGGUUUCGAUGAAUGCGAUCAAUCGCCGCUGCCAAGAAGGGGCUGGGAGAGAUCUCGGAGCGCAACUCCGAAUAGUGGAACCCCAGAUCACUGGUUGCUGCGGAAUAAAGAGAACCCGUCGGGUUCUAGAAAAGGCACGACUCCGGAAUUUCCAUCGACGCCUGGGUCGCCAUAUGUACCGGCACCGAAAGCGUCCCGUCCUCUGGAUCGGAUCCAACAAGAACGGCGAGGCAUAAAGGGGAGCCCGCUGGGCAAAGGAGUCAGUGUUGAGACUGAUUCGAGACUUGGAACUAGCCCUCAUAGUCCAACUCAAGAGUGCGAAGAGACUUCCAAAGGAUGAAUGAUUAAUGACGGAGGGUUGUCAGAAUUAUGGGUCGAACACGACAAGAAAUUGUAAUAGAGCGGCAUCUCAAACGGGUUGUUAUAGAUGGUAAAUGACACCCAGAUUUAACUUAUGAAGAUCUGAAUAUUUUUGUUCACGCCAUCUGGUGAAGUGCGAUACAUGUAUGAAGGU
Molecule: messenger RNA, 2554 nt
Organism: Pseudogymnoascus destructans
Lineage: Eukaryota; Fungi; Ascomycota; Leotiomycetes; Thelebolales; Thelebolaceae
Exons: 6
Coding region: 134-2380 (748 amino acids)
Cellular component (GO): nucleus; cytoplasm
Molecular function (GO): GTPase regulator activity
Source: RefSeq, a predicted model, not a curated record